Messenger RNA from Glycine soja, 689 nucleotides. RefSeq lists its product as uncharacterized. Gene Ontology annotation, molecular function: RNA binding. The record is from RefSeq and is a predicted model, not a curated record. NCBI's taxonomy places the organism in Eukaryota, Viridiplantae, Streptophyta, Magnoliopsida, Fabales, Fabaceae. The coding region runs from base 162 to 557 and encodes 131 amino acids. The transcript is spliced from 5 exons. Gene Ontology annotation, cellular component: nucleus.
GAAGAGUGAAUGAAAUGUUGGGCCCGAGCCUUGGGAGUGAGAAUUGAGAAAGGGGUGCAUUCUGUUCUGUGUUUCGGGGUUACGCUUUGCGAGUGAGAAUUGAUAAACAAAUCGUUAGGGUUUUUUGGUUGUGCGAGUGAGAGUGAGAGUGAGAGAGAACAAUGGAAGACAUAACAGAGGGAGUGAACAACAUCAACAUCUCUGAUUCGUAUAAGAAAAAUCGCAUUCAGGUCUCUAACACCAAGAAGCCCCUCUUCUUCUACGUUAAUCUGGCCAAGAGAUAUAUGCAACAGCAUGAUGAGGUCGAGCUCUCAGCUCUAGGAAUGGCUAUUGCCACAGUAGUAACUGUUGCUGAAAUUUUGAAAAACAACAGACUUGCUGUUGAAAAGAAAAUCAGGACAUCAACUGUUGACAUAAAGGAUGACUCUAGAGGUCGACCUGUUCAAAAGGCCAAGAUUGAAAUAGUACUAGGGAAGACAGCAAACUUCGAUGAGUUGAUGGCUGCUGCAGCUGCUGAAGAUGGUGAAAAUGGAGAUGUUGAAGAGCAGAGUGCAUGAACAACAAAUUUAUUUGUAUUUUUGUUGUCGUGAGGUAGAGGGCAUGUCAUUAUUUGACUGACCAGCAAUAUUGAACAACAAAAUUCCUUCGUUUCUUUUCUCUAUAAAAUAGGCUUUUCUUAUUUUCAUUCU